Messenger RNA from Phoenix dactylifera (date palm), 1117 nucleotides. The record is from RefSeq and is a predicted model, not a curated record. Lineage: Eukaryota; Viridiplantae; Streptophyta; Magnoliopsida; Arecales; Arecaceae.
UUGCCUUCGCUUCCGCUCGAGGCAUUAACCUCAGGGAAAUCGUGGCUAUGGCGGCGUUGGCACGACGCAGCGUUUCCUCUCUCCUCUCCCGAGCUCUCGCCUCCUCUCCUCCUCUGAGGUCGCCCCUCUCCCUCCCUUCUCCUCUUCAUCCCUUCCGCCUCUCCAUCGCCGUCCUGGAGACGCUCCACCGUUCGCCGGCGCUGUGGGCCGUGCCGGCGAGGCUGAAGACGACCUCCGGGUCGGGAUACUCGCCCCUCAAUGAUCCUUCUCCCAACUGGAGCAACCGGCCCCCCAAGGAGACCAUCCUCCUCGACGGCUGCGACUACGAGCACUGGCUCAUCGUAAUGGAGUUCCCCGAAAACCCUAAACCCUCCGAGGACGAGAUGAUCGCCGCCUACGUCAAGACCCUUGCCUCUGUCGUCGGGAGUGAGGAGGAGGCAAAGAAGAAGAUUUACUCGGUAUGCACCACAACUUACACGGGGUUUGGGGCUUUGAUCUCGGAAGAGCUUUCUUACAAAGUUAAAGGACUGCCUGGAGUUCUUUGGGUAUUGCCGGAUUCCUAUUUAGAUGUGCCCAACAAGGACUAUGGAGGGGAUCUUUUUAUUGACGGUAAGGUCAUACAUAGACCCCAGUUUCGGUUCAAUGAGAGGCAGCAGACGAGGGGCAGGCCACGUCCUCGAUAUGAUAGGCGGAGAGAAACUAUGCAGGUCGAAAGAAGAGAACCAAUGCAGAGAGGUGGGUGGGCACAGGAUCAGAGACAACCCAAUUCACAGCAAAUGUCUGAGAAUCCACAGCAAGGAUAUCAGAGUGGACAACAACCCAUGUCAGAGCAAAUGCCGCAGAAAUCACAGCAACAAUACCAGAGUGAGGUACCAAGGGAAGGGAAUUGAGGUUCGUGAGACUUGGGUUUUGAAUUGCUUUAAGUGACAUGGUAAUCAUUGUGGUUCUCAUGAACAUAGCAUGUAAAAGGACUCCAUUUAAGUGGAUAUUCUAACAUUCUAGUCUGAUAUAAGUAUUUCAUCUUUGUUGAUCUUGUGGUAAUAUUAUAAGGUACUCAUGCAGCAGUGUUUCUAUGAACGUGGUAGAGACUGUAUGAGAUUGAUUUCUUGGCAUUUUA